AUGGCGAUUCAAAAGAAGCACGGCAAAGGCCGUUUGGACAAGUGGUAUAAGCUUGCUAAAGAAAAAGGCUAUAGAGCAAGAGCUUCUUUCAAACUCGUGCAAUUGAACAAGAAAUAUGGCUUCUUGGAAAAGAGCAAGGUCCUACUGGAUCUUUGCGCUGCGCCCGGAUCUUGGUGUCAAGUUGCUUCCGAAGUUAUGCCUGUCAACAGUCUGAUUGUUGGUGUUGAUCUAUCACCUAUAAAACCAAUACCGAGAGUUAUCACGUUUCAGAGCGACAUCACGACCGAGAAAUGCCGAGCCACGAUUCGGCAGCACUUGAAAACAUGGAAAGCCGACACUGUUCUUCACGAUGGUGCGCCCAAUGUCGGUACUGCAUGGGUGCAGGAUUCGUUCAACCAGGCAGAACUUGCGUUGCAAGCCAUGAAGCUCGCAACGGAAUUCUUGGUUGAGGGCGGUACUUUUGUCACGAAAGUUUUCCGGUCGAAAGACUAUAAUCCGUUGUUGUGGGUUUUGAACCAACUCUUUACCUAUGUCGAAGCGACGAAGCCGCCGUCCUCUCGCAACGUCUCCGCCGAAAUCUUCGUUGUUUGCAGAGGUUAUAAGGCCCCGAAGCGCAUUGAUCCUCGUCUCUUGGAUCCUCGAUCGGUAUUCGCUGAAUUGGCUGGUGCCACGCCCAACAACGAAGCCAAGGUCUAUAAUCCUGAAGUGAAGAAGAGAAAGCGAGACGGAUACGACGAAGGCGACUAUACCUUGUACAAGCAAGUACCUGCCAGUGAAUUUAUACAGACCAUGGACCCGAUUGCGAUCUUGGGAAGCUCCAACAAACUCACAUUUCAACAGCCUCCAAAUGGAGACGUUGCGUUGGCUGCCUUGGACAAGCUUCCGGAGACAACACCAGAAAUCCGGACCUGUUGCUCUGACUUGAAGAUUCUGGGACGCAGAGACUUCAAGCUCCUCCUGAAAUGGAGAUUGAGAGUUCGAGAAAUAUUCGGCCUGGCUACGAAGGAGAAAGCGGUAGCUGCAGCAUCAGAAGAAGUUGCCGAGGUUGAGGAAAUGGACGAAGAGCUCAAAAUCGAGGAAGAGCUACAAGCCAUGCGAGAUCGAGAUGGUUCUAAGAAGAAGAGGGAAAAGAGGAGAGAAAAUGAGAAGAAGCAGAAGGAAAUUGUUCGCAUGCAGAUGAACAUGAUCAGCCCGAUGGACAUUGGCAUGGAAGAAGCAGGCCCGGUUGGAGAAGGCUCGAUGUUUACGCUGAAAUCCGCGGAUAAGACUGAAGCCAUGCGUCGACUGAAUCGUGGAAAGAUGGCAACAAUAUCGGAUGCCAAGCCUGUGCUCGAGCAGGGUCCUGAUAGCAAUGACGACGAGAGUGAUUUAGAGGAAGACCGACUUGAACGAGACUUGGAUUCUAUGUAUGAAAAUUUCAAGGAGCGCAAGGCUGAAUACGAUGCGAAAUAUCGCGCCAAGAAAGCAAGAGAGCAGCGAGGCGAUGAGGAAUGGGAAGGUCUUUCUGCAGGCGAGGGCGAGGAGUCCGAUUCCAGCGCUUUAGAAGAAGAGGACGAAUAUUCCUCUUCAGACGAGGAUGACGGUCCAGCCGAAGGACUUCUGAAACGCUUUGAGGAAGAUCAAAGAAACGCAAAUGGGCUUUCUAGCCGGGCUGCUGCGUUUUUUAACCAAGAUAUUUUCAAGGGAAUUACCGAAGCACUGCCAACGGCUGGAAAACCCGGGGAGCAGAUUGUUGACGAAGACGAGGAGAUCCGCAAUUUGAAGCGCACAACUAGGACUUUGGAGGAGGGACAAAGCACUCUGACGAAGAGAAGCGGCUUUACUCGUCUGACUGCGAAGGAGAAUGUUGACAAAAUCGAAGUCGUUCCUGGCGCUGAUGAGGAAGACGAUUGGGAGAGAAAGGAAACGAGGCGCCCGGAUGGAAACCUAGAUAUCGAUAUUAUCACUGCCGAAGCCAUGACACUAGCACACCUGUUGGCUAGUGGAAAGAAGACCAGCCAGGAUGUCAUUGAUGAUGGCUUCAACAAGCAUGCUUUCCGCGACCGCGACGGCCUGCCUGAAUGGUUCAUUGAAGAUGAAUCGAGGCAUGACAAGCCUCAUAAGCCCAUUUCCAAAGCUGCUGCCCAAGCUAUCAAGGAAAAGCUGCGUGCCUUCAACGCUCGACCAAUCAAGAAGGUCCGGGAAGCGAAAGCCAGAAAGAAGAUCAAGGCUGCACAGAAGUUGGAGCGCCUUAGAAAGAAGUCAGACAUGUUGGCUGCCGAUGAAGGCAUGACGGAGAAGGAGAAGGCUGACAGUAUUACAAAAAUGCUGAGUAGAGCCGCCCGGAAGAAGCCUAGCCAGCCGGCUAGACUCGUCGUAGCGCGUGGUGCGAACAAGGGUAUCAAGGGCCGACCUAACGGCGUUAAGGGUCGUUACAGAAUUGUUGAUGCGAGAAUGAAGAAGGAGCUCAGGGCGCAAAAGAGAGCAUCGCAAAAGAAGAAAUAG
Cordyceps militaris CM01 is the source of this 2484-nucleotide messenger RNA. Its product is annotated as AdoMet-dependent rRNA methyltransferase spb1. Gene Ontology annotation, biological process: maturation of LSU-rRNA from tricistronic rRNA transcript (SSU-rRNA, 5.8S rRNA, LSU-rRNA); maturation of 5.8S rRNA from tricistronic rRNA transcript (SSU-rRNA, 5.8S rRNA, LSU-rRNA); rRNA methylation. Lineage: Eukaryota; Fungi; Ascomycota; Sordariomycetes; Hypocreales; Cordycipitaceae. The transcript has 3 exons. Gene Ontology annotation, molecular function: rRNA (guanine) methyltransferase activity; rRNA (uridine-2'-O-ribose)-methyltransferase activity. The record is from RefSeq and is a predicted model, not a curated record. The coding region runs from base 1 to 2484 and encodes 827 amino acids. Gene Ontology annotation, cellular component: nucleus; nucleolus; preribosome, large subunit precursor.